This is a messenger RNA of Rotaria socialis, 546 nucleotides long. NCBI's taxonomy places the organism in Eukaryota, Metazoa, Rotifera, Eurotatoria, Philodinida, Philodinidae. The record is from the annotation of a GenBank genome assembly.
AUGGAUCCGUAUGUAUCUCCUUAUGCAUCUGUUGUUCCACGAAUUCUUCCAAAUCAAUAUUCAUCCAAGAAAAUUCCAAUGAUCGACGAAGGACAUCAAUAUGCUGAUAAUUAUCCCCCGAGUCGUUACGUAAGUCCAACAACAAUACAAAGUCGUUCAAUGAAUUUUCCACCAUUAUCAACAAGAGCACAAAUAAUGAAUAAUGAAAUGAAUCAUCAAGAAAUUCCUAUGUCGAAUCAAUCAAUUGUCUCAAAUAGCAUUGAUAAUUCAUUAAAUGGACGAACAAAAAAUCGUAUGUAUCAUGAACCACUGAAAGAUAAUAGUGGAGAUAUUAUUCCAAGAAAUUCAUAUUCAGCCCAUGGUUAUCCAUCUAAUUAUGAUAAUGGCUUAUAUGAAAUUUUCAGGAAAAAUUCAAAUGAUGAUAAUAAAAGAGACAGAGCAUGUCCAACUGGAUUAUUUAUUAUAAUUGUAAUCAUAAUUGGAUUGUUUUCUUUAACAGCAUUGGCAAUUAGUAUUUAUUUACUGGUGAGAAUCUCAACGAUGUAA